Molecule: messenger RNA, 437 nt
Organism: Drosophila obscura
Lineage: Eukaryota; Metazoa; Arthropoda; Insecta; Diptera; Drosophilidae
Exons: 2
Coding region: 6-344 (112 amino acids)
Source: RefSeq, a predicted model, not a curated record
UCGACAUGAAUUCCACCAGUUUGCUGUUGCUAAUGGGUCUGGUCCUGCCUCUGGCACUGAUCCUCAUUCGAUCUACGAGCGGUGUUCCCGUUUUCGAUGAUCUGGAUUCACUUUCAGUCAUCAAGGAAGUAGGCGGAUUGGCGGAGUUUGCUUUCGCGCAUAGGAAACCCCAAAGACAGAUGCCACUGUCCAAAAAUAUGACACGUCAAAAACGCAUUGAAUGGGUGAGGAAUUGCGAGCUUUUUGGAGAGGCGUGUGAACUGGCUGAACAAUGCUGUACGAGGAUAUGUCUGGUGUCUACCAGGGAAUGCGGUGCCCCAGCAAUCCCAGAUAUUCCUCAGUAGCUUUGGGCAGCCAUAUUUAUGGCUCAAGAAUGAUAUAUACAUAUACAUAUAAUAGAAGCUGUUAGCCAGACGGAUAUGACUACACCGAUGCGU